AUGUACGACAACUAUAUCACCGGUAUAUGGAUGAAGCCAAAACAGCUGGCCCGCAGUGCCAGCUUCACCAACUUGACCUACGUGAAGGAUGCUGUUCACGAUUACCCCAUCAAAAAAUCCGAUUCUGUUUCGUCUCUUGCGCCGUCGCUUGCCUUACCACAAUAUUGCAGUUGUAUUACUUUUCUCAUACAAGUUCGAGCUUUGAUGCACCAACCGAAUAUUGAGCAUACCAAGGUAGCAAAAUCUUUUGUCUACUCGAAAAAUCUCAUCGAAAGCUCUCGAGAUGGAGAGCGAAGCUACCAAGAUUUUCAAGUGUCAUUGUAG
Cylicostephanus goldi is the source of this 324-nucleotide messenger RNA. NCBI's taxonomy places the organism in Eukaryota, Metazoa, Nematoda, Chromadorea, Rhabditida, Strongylidae. The record is from the annotation of a GenBank genome assembly.